CUGGAGGAGGGCUGACAGCCUGCCAACCACAGCUGCACUCCCUUUCCUUCCAGCCCGAGGUCACAACGUAGCAGUAAGGCUGAGGCAAUACCAGGAGCUGAGAAUGCCCCAGGCCCUGGAGCAAGCAGACGGCAGAUGGGCUUGGGUAGUCCUGUUAGCCUCCUUGGUGACCCAGGCCCUCACUGUAGGCUUCCCUUCCUGCAUCGGCGUCUUCUUCACUGAUCUGCAGCGUGACUUCCAGGCCAGCAACAGUGAGACCUCAUGGUUUCCCUCCAUCAUGGGGGCCAUGCUCCAUUGUGGGGGACCUCUGUGCAGCAUCCUGAUCAAACGUUUCGGCUGUCGAGUGACCAUGAUGCUGGGGGGGGUGCUGGCCAGCUUGGGCAUGGUAGCCAGCACCUUCUCAGACUCGCUCAUCCACCUCUUCCUUACGGCAGGACUUAUCACAGGCCUGGGCAUGUGUUUCAGCUUCCAGUCAAGCAUCACAGUAGUGGGCUUAUAUUUUGUCCGCCAGCGGCCGCUAGCCAAUGCACUGGCCUCCAUAGGAAUCUCCAUGGGUGUCACCCUCUGGCCACUGCUGGCCCGAUAUCUUCUGGAAACCCUGGGCUGGAGGGGUGCCUUCCUCAUCUUCGGUGGCAUCUUUCUCCACUGUUGUGUAUGUGGAGCCAUGCUGAGGCCCGUUGCCACCAAUGUGGACCCUGAGCCCAAAGAAGAUCUCCUUCUCCCUCCCAAGACACCUACACGCAGCUGCCUGGCGACAUGUGUCUCGACUAUCCAAUACUACCUGGCCUUCGACAUCCUUCGUCACAAUAUGGUCUUCUGCAUAUAUGUCACGGGUGCAACAUGGAUGACCCUGGGUUUUUCACUGCCACAUAUCUUCCUGGUGCCCUACGCUAUGCAUCAUGGGAUGGAAGAAUAUUGGGCAGCCAUGCUCAUGUCCAUUGUCGGCUUCUGCAACAUCUUCUUGCGGCCAGUGGCAGGGAUGCUGGCGGGCAGGAAGAGCUUGGCUGCCUACCGGAAGUACCUGUUUGCCGUGGCGAUCCUCAUCAAUGGGCUCACCAACCUCAUAUGCACAGUGUCGGCCGACUUCCGGGUGCUCCUGGGCUAUUGCCUGGUGUACAGCCUGUCCAUGUGUGGAACCGGAAUCCUCGUCUUCCAGGUUCUAAUGGACAUUGUCCCGAUGGAUCGGUUCCCCAGCGCCCUGGGCCUCUUCACCAUCCUGUGUGGCAUGGGUUCUCUCAUCUCUCCACCGUUGGCUGGAUUGCUGCUGGACACGACCAACAACUUCAACUAUGUUUUCUAUAUGUCGAGCGGCCUCCUCAUCUCAGCCUCCCUUUUCAUGGGUGUGGGCUUCUAUGUCGCAGAGAAGAAGCUGAAGCAAGACAGGCAAGCCAAGAUGGAGGAUGCUACCUCAGAGAUUACCUCAAAGCACAGUCUUACCUCAGAAGACAAGGACAGUGCCAAGAAGCAACCAUACCCUGAAAACAUCUAUGUGACCAGUGUCUGAACUCCAGGGAUCACCUAUGACCUGCCUCUGAGCUCUGAAGUCAGUGGGGGGAAACCUUCCUUCCGGGAAGUAGAGUGCAGAAGAGGGCCUUCCUGGUCUGAGUCCUGCUUGAAGCAGUCAUGGCUACCUAGCUACCCUGGGCUGGCUCCUCCCAGUUGUUUCUACAACCCAACACUCUGGGGCCUCUCAUCCAGCCUUCCCAUGUCAGCUCUCUUUGCCCUUCAGGCCUCAGACAAUUUUGAAGAACUUGCCUGUCCUCCAAGAACUUACUCCUCCUCUUUUCCCAAAUAACCAACCCUGACCCCCUCAGGUCAGGAAGAUAAAGAGUGCUGCUUCAAGAAGCUGAGUCUCGUGCUAAGUGGCGCCAUAGCAGAGGCAGAGAUGAAAAGCCAGGAAGAGAAGUUGGCCUCGGUACAAGAUUAGGACCAAUUGGCUGUUUGUGGGGAAAACUGGUCCUGACACCUCUGCAGAGAGCAAGGAAGAAACUUACUUCUCUGCUGUCCUGGAAGGAGCCCUCCUGCUUGGGUCUCAGAAGUUAUAAAGUCUAAAGAGUCUUCAGCCGUUGAGCAGAGCCUGAGGCAGAAUCUCCUCUUUUACCAGACUCUGUAGGGGAAGGCAGAUCCUUCACUAACAAGGAGACAAGAAGGCCGGCUAGGAAACUUAAGGAACGUUAUAAAAACCGGGCCUAUGUGUGCAAAUGGUAGCCUGUGCUCCGCCCGUGGCCUCCGAGGCGCCACUUUCUCCAGGAUGUGUUGGAAGUAUCAACCCCGAGGCAGUAACUGGCUAAAGCAGCAGCUGCUUGCUAGCCUCUGCCCACGGCCUAGAGCUGUGUCCACAAACACACUUCUGGUGCUGGUGUCUGAGGCCAUCACUUAAGGCUGGCUGUCAUCAGCCCAGGCUUGUCCCAGCUGGGUACUCCAGGAAAUGGGAAAACAGUCUGUUUGAAUUAGAUACAAAAACAUUCCCUGCCGCGGGUCAUGAACUCUGGAUUAGUAAAGCAGGAAAACAGGCCUGAGUAAAUUUCCUCUCUUCCCCAGGCCUGGCAGGAACUUCUUGGGCUUGUUUGUUGGUUCAGGCUCAACCAGGCUCCAGCAAGAAAGCCUUAUCAGGAAAAACCGAUUUUAUUUUCAUGACUGACGCCAGCCUUCCUCCUCCACAAGUCCAUCUGGCAUGAGUAAGCAUUUUAAGGAUUAUUUUGUCUCCUCUAAGGUGCUGUCACGAUCGCCCCCUCAUGGUCAAGGGAAGUACUGCAGCGGCGCACUUGCUGAAUCGCUU
Messenger RNA from Rattus norvegicus (Norway rat), 2779 nucleotides. RefSeq names its product solute carrier family 16 member 5 (gene Slc16a5). The transcript is spliced from 4 exons. The coding region runs from base 104 to 1504 and encodes 466 amino acids. The record is from RefSeq and is marked provisional. Gene Ontology annotation, biological process: monocarboxylic acid transport; transmembrane transport. Gene Ontology annotation, molecular function: transmembrane transporter activity. Lineage: Eukaryota; Metazoa; Chordata; Mammalia; Rodentia; Muridae. Gene Ontology annotation, cellular component: plasma membrane.